Molecule: messenger RNA, 1818 nt
Organism: Lachancea meyersii CBS 8951
Lineage: Eukaryota; Fungi; Ascomycota; Saccharomycetes; Saccharomycetales; Saccharomycetaceae
Source: the annotation of a GenBank genome assembly
AUGGUCCUAGUCAACGGUAUCAAGUACGCCUGUGAACGGUGUAUACGGGGUCACAGGGUCACCACCUGCAACCACACAGAUCAGCCCUUGAUGAUGAUCAAACCCAAGGGACGCCCUUCCACAACCUGUUCUCAUUGCAAAGAGUUGCGUAAGAAUAAAAAUGCCAACCCAACUGGAUCAUGCACCUGUGGGCGUCAGGAGAAAAAACGGCUAGCGCAGAAGGCUAAGGAAGAAGCACGCGCUAGUGGCAGAGGAAAAGAAGAUAGCUGUAGUUGUUUGGACGGCGAUAAGUGUUCAUGCCAUCGCACGCGCAAAACCGUUCGUCGGACGGUUUCGUCCAAGAACAAAGGCACCACGGCGUCGUCUGUAACCUCGGGAGACUCUCCAACAAUGCCUGCCCUCGACAGUUCGGAUCUCAUGGGCAAGAUCGGCAAAAAUCAUGGCCUUUCUUCGAUCCCAUCGUUCCACUCUUCUCAAUCGCUUGACCGCGAUUUCAGCCUCGCUCAAAGCCCACCUUUCUCCCCUUCGCUGCACAGUAGUAACACCAACAAUUGGGAUACAAGUUCGAUCAGAAGCUCCCUGCUAUCAGAGUCUGAACUGAACUUAAUGGACCGUGGCCCUUGUUUUUCUGUACAGACACCCCAAGAGCCAAACACAACCGGAGGCAAACAUACCCCAAGUUUGUCAAAAGCGCGAGCGAGCGAUUAUGCAAAUUCAGCAGACGGAUUUUCAGAGGUUAACAGCAAUGGAGGCCUGGAAGGUUUCGGUUUUCACAACGCUAUGGGAUGGCCUCAAAGUGAGGCCAAACACGGAUGUAUGGACUUGUUUGCUGAUACCUCGGACUUUGGCAACACAGACUAUAGAACAUUGAAGCAACACCACAGUAUUAAAAGUCCAGGGAACUAUUCUUCAGAGAAAGCAAAAAGCCCAGAAUCGCCUCGUGCAAGCAUUGUAAACUCAAGAUCAACCUCGUUCCAUAGAGAUGUGCCCAAAUCGUUUGUUUCGAGGCCCUCCAUCGAUAGUGCUAGCUCCGACUUUUCACGGUUUUCAAUCAGCGGUCAUAACGCUAAAGACAGGUCGAUCACAUCCGUUUCCGAAAAUCAGUCUGCACAUCAACCAUAUGUCGCGGCGCGGCACCUUCCACCACAAGCAUUUUUGAGUAAAGAAAACGUUCAGCCUGGGUGCUUCAAUCUGGAAGACAGAAAUUCACAGAGCGUUGAAGUUCUAUCUUUAACACCAAGUUUCAUGGAUAUUCCGGACAACGCUAACCUCUACUCUGCAACCUCUAACCCAUUUUUGAAUCCACAAAAUGGAGUUGAGCCACGUCAGCGUUCUGUCAGUAUACAUCGAAAUCAUCGCUACGAUCAGCAAACAGGAAAUACCACGAUGAGUCAGCCCUCACUUAACAGCACUAAUCACGGCGUAAAAAAUGCAAAGCUCUCACCGAGUCGCUCCUUAUAUGAAAGCUCGCACAACGUGCCGAUAGUAUCUACAGAUGCACCGAUCAAAGAGUCCCCUGGGAGCGAGAACGAUGUUCUAAGUGCCCCUAUGGGCCUACCCGAUAAAGGUGUGACAGCACGACAGAUGGAGCCCACUCCCAGCUUUGCUUCUGAUUUCGAUGAUAUAUUGGGGUACAACACUAACGACGAUACGCAUUCACUUCUCUCGGGGCCGUCUCUCAAUCUAGACGUGAACGGGAACAUAAAUCCAGAUAAUCUAUCACUAAAUCGAAACACUCAGCUCUCUCCCACAUUGUAUUCUGAGCCGGUCGGCGACUUUAGCUUCAACGACCUGGACAAGUUAAUGGCCGAUCUUUAA